Messenger RNA from Ciona intestinalis (vase tunicate), 2287 nucleotides. The record is from RefSeq and is a predicted model, not a curated record. NCBI's taxonomy places the organism in Eukaryota, Metazoa, Chordata, Ascidiacea, Phlebobranchia, Cionidae.
ACCUAUCUGAGCAGUAACAGUCUUUUGACUGUAUUUUACCAAUAAAAAUAGCGACAGCUUUUAUUGUAAAUUUAAAACAAUUAUAAACACUAAAUGGUUGAAUGGUUGGUAGUUUUUAUCGUUAUUAAUAAUUUGAUUUAUUUUAAAGCCUGAAAAGUAGUUGCUUUGUUUUUGGUCUCACCCAUUGCUGAACCAAUGCGUUCACAAUCACGUAAAAACUUGGUUCUACAAUCGCAAGGGUCAAUGUUGGAGGAAGAUAUGAAUGGAAAUAAUGAAAACACAUUAAGUAGCAAACCACGAUGGGGUCCAAACACCAAAGGAGCUAAGACUCUUAAACAGCUAUAUACACCAGGAAAGCGUAUUCAAGAACUCAUUACCUUUUACCUGUGUAAUGUGCUCAUUGUAUGGCAUAUUUACUACAUCAUUCGGCAUGUAGAAUGUGGAAGUAUAGUAUCAACCUUUUCAGCUUUAUUUCUUGGAAUUUUAUCGGCUGAUUUUGCGUCCGGCUUUGUUCAUUGGGCAGCAGAUAGUUGGGGUUCUGUUCAACUUCCAGUUGUAGGAAAAGCAUUUAUUCGUCCGUUUCGCGAACACCAUAUUGAUCCUACUGCCAUAACAAGGCAUGAUAUGAUUGAAACCAACGCUGAUAACUUUAUGUUGGCCAUCUUGCCGAUAUCUUUAUGCAUCUACUUGUUUUACACCAGACCAGAUGAAGUCAGCAGCUUUUACAACUUUUCCGUGUACGUUUGGUUCUUUAUGGUGUUUGUAUGUCUGACGAACCAAAUCCACAAAUGGUCACACACUUAUUUUGGUCUACCAAGUUGGGUGACUGUGUUGCAGAAGUUACACUUGAUUCUACCAAAGCAACACCAUCGUAUUCACCAUAUCGCGCCUCAUGAAACGUAUUUCUGCAUUACCACUGGUUGGCUUAACUGGCCACUUGAAAAACUUCAGUUCUGGUCAACACUGGAAAAUUGCAUCACUGUUGUUACCGGUGUUAAGCCACGCACUGAUGAUUUAAAAUGGGCAAAGGGUGGAGCAAUGUAGUUCUAACUAUCAUGAAUGGAAUCUUACAGUGAAGUUACUGUUAUCUUUUGUUAUCCUUUCUAAAGGCUUGUCUUCAUUCACGCAGUGGUAGUGUUAUUUUUAUACUAACUCAAAUCUGUCAUUACACUUUAUCAUUCUUUAACAUACACUUCUUGAAUUUUUUAUCUCCAUUUAUUAUAUAAUUAUCAAAAUCAAUAAUCAUACCAUGUGUUUUAAGUUUCAACAAAACACAAGUCUAAACUUAUUGAGGCAAAACUGAUUUAUGUCGCUUUUGUUGUGAAAAUGAGCCCUUUGCAAAAGGAUUGUUUUUCAUGCAAUCUUUUUUAUUUUUGGUGGUGUAAACCCCAUGACCGCAUGCCUGGGUCCCACUACUGUUGUAUAAGCAUAGUAUUUAAAGGCAGGGGGUAAUGGGUGGUGGUUAUUUUUUGUUGUGCAUGCCCUUUAAUCACUGAUCAAAUAUUUAGUGUUUUUUUUACAUUGUUUAAUCUUAAAUGUUGAAAGACACAGAGAAUGUGCAUCGUCGUGUAAUUUAAUUUUCUUCGUUUUUUGCCUUUUUGUUUCUCUGGUUUCUCGCAGUAAAUGAAGUUCAUUCAGAGUCUUUAAAAAAGACUUCGAAUUCAUGUGUGUGUGAGAUAUGGGUGAUUUGUGUUAUUCUAUGUUUUAAAACUGAGUCGUAGCUUUUUGAUAAAGAAUAUUGUCUGUUUUGAAACCGUUGAUGUUCGCAGACAAAUAUGGGUUUUGCAUUUUCGGUAUGUGAUUAAUACGUGACUUAACUCCCUAACACCUUUCAAUUUCUGAUGUAAUCUUAAAAAUAGUCUACCAGCAUGUCACCGCUUACAAAGUUUUCGCAUUUUCAUCUGUUUUAUUGUCAACUACCAAGUAUUACGCAAUAAUGCAUGCGCUAGUAUUGACUUAGAUGUGAAUGUAUUUAAACUAAGCAUGAAAGAAUGAGCAACUUAGAAAAUACUGGCGAAAGUUUCGUAAAUUGUUUUGUGCGCUACUUUCCAAAUCUAUGAAAUUGUGUAACUGUGAUUUCGGCUUUGAAAAAGUAUGCUUUUUCACGAUUUUAUAACAAAAUAUAUCUAUAGAUGAAAUGUACUGACCGUGUGACUGACAAGUUGUAUAUUUUAGGAGAAAUAGGCUGUUACGUUACUGUUAUUUUGCAGCAUAUCAUCUUUCACAAGUAGGAAGUAAUUAUGGUUAUAACAUAUUAUAAUAAAACGAAUAAAAAUUAGCAAUGAUA